Molecule: messenger RNA, 1740 nt
Organism: Linnemannia hyalina
Lineage: Eukaryota; Fungi; Mortierellomycota; Mortierellomycetes; Mortierellales; Mortierellaceae
Source: the annotation of a GenBank genome assembly
AUGUCCUCUGCCGCAACACGAGAGGCCCAGGCUCAUGCCACUCUGCGUAACCUGCAGAACAAGAAGCCCGUCCCAGAGAUCGACUUUACCAUCCAUACCAUGGACGACGGCACAACCGCCUCCACCCUUGAACGCUACAGCAAAGAUGUCCAGGCACCUGCGGUCGCAAUCCCAACUGACGACUUGUUCUACUCGAAGGAGUUCCCUGACCGCCCCGAUAUUGCGUUUUUGAAGAACCACUUUUAUCGUGAGGGCAGGAUCUCAGAAGAGCAGGCCGUCUUCAUUCUGCAGAAGGGAACUGAGCUGUUGAAGAAGGAACCCAACUUGUUGGAGGUCGAUGCCCCGAUCACAGUGUGUGGCGACAUUCACGGACAGUACUACGAUCUGAUGAAAUUGUUCGAGGUCGGAGGUAACCCUGCAGACACCAGAUACCUGUUCUUGGGGGACUAUGUCGACAGAGGAUACUUCUCCAUUGAGUGUGUUCUUUACUUGUGGUCGCUUAAGAUCUGGUACCCUGAUACCCUGUUCUUGUUGCGUGGAAACCACGAGUGCAGACACUUGACAGAUUACUUCACCUUCAAGACCGAGUGCAAGCACAAGUACUCUGAGAGGGUGUAUGAUGCCUGCAUGGAGUCAUUCUGCACGUUGCCCUUGGCUGCCGUCAUGAACAAGCAGUUCUUGUGCAUUCACGGAGGUCUUUCGCCCGAGCUCAAUACUCUUGACGACCUUCGCCAGAUUAACCGCUUCAGGGAGCCACCAACACAUGGCCUGAUGUGCGAUCUUUUGUGGGCUGAUCCCCUGGAAGAGUUUGGACAGGAGAAGACGUCCGAGUUCUUUGUGCAUAAUCACGUCCGUGGCUGCUCGUACUUCUUCAGUUACCAUGCUGCCUGUGCCUUUUUGGAAAAGAACAACUUGCUUUCCAUUAUUCGUGCGCACGAGGCUCAGGAUGCUGGAUACCGCAUGUACCGCAAGACCAAGGCCACCGGCUUCCCAUCAGUCAUGACCAUUUUCUCUGCACCCAACUACCUGGACGUUUACAACAACAAAGCUGCUGUGCUAAAGUACGAGAACAACGUUAUGAACAUUCGUCAGUUCAAUGCUACACCCCACCCUUACUGGCUGCCUAACUUCAUGGAUGUCUUUACAUGGUCCCUCCCUUUUGUCGGUGAAAAGAUCACGGACAUGCUGUUGGCGAUUUUGAACACUUGCAGCAAGGAGGAGUUGGCGGAGGAUGAUAUGAACUUGAACCUGACCCUGACGGGUGCGAUGGAAGUUGAUUCGACGCCCGUGUCUCCUGGAAGCAGCCAGACGUCGGUUGUAUCGUCAGGAGUUGGACCUGAGGGUGCACAGGACACGGUGAUGACGGAGGUGUCGCCUGCAGAUCGCGAGGCGAGCAGGAACAGGAUCCGUCAAAAGAUUCUGGCGAUUGGGCGUAUUUCGCGUGUGUUUGCAGUUCUUCGUAACGAGUCCGAGUCGAUUUCUGAGCUCAAGAAUUUGAUGGGAACGACCAAGUUGCCGUAUGGAUCGUUGGUGUUGGGAGCUGAGGGGUUGAAGCAGGCGAUCCACUCGUUUGAGGAUGCCAAGCGGUCUGAUAUUGAGAACGAGAGGCUGCCGCCGACUAAGGAGGAGAAAACGAAGGAGGAGAAGGACAAGAUCAUGCGGGCGAUUGAUGAGGCGACACACACGCCCCAGUCUGAGCUGGAUAAGGUUGAGGCGAUGAAGACGGCUGGCACUUUGUAA